Messenger RNA from Symbiodinium natans, 1209 nucleotides. The record is from the annotation of a GenBank genome assembly. NCBI's taxonomy places the organism in Eukaryota, Dinophyceae, Suessiales, Symbiodiniaceae.
AUGUCUAUAUGGAUAUAUGUACACACACACACACACACGCGCGCCCACUUUGUAGUGUGCCACCAACUAAGGACGACAACGCAACAUCUGAGGGACUACUUUGUCAAGUACGGCGGAAUCGUCGAUGCCGUCGUUCUGCGCUGGCCGGAUGGGCGCUCUCGUGGCUUUGGCUACGUCACUUUCUCUGAGGCACAAGGUGCACAAGGGGCUUUGAACGACGCGCACCAGAUUGGGGGGCGGCAAGUGGACGUCAAGAGGGCCGUGCCCGGCACCAACAAGCUCUUUGUGGGGGGCUUGCCGCAGAACACGGCAGCUGCAGAGCUGCGGGAGCACUUCGAGGCAUUCGGAACCGUGUCUGAUGCGGUGGUGAUGAUCGAUCCGGCGACGAACCGCUCGCGCGGCUUUGGUUUCGUUUGUUUCCUACCGGGCCAGGAGGGGGCUGCCUCUGCUGCGUUUGCCCUGGAACAGUACGAGCACCAUCGGAUUCGCGGCAAGUGGAUCGAGGUCAAGAGCGCAGCGCCUCCUCACAAGCUGGCCAAGGAUGGAGCCGCUUCAUCGCCUUCUGCAGCCUCAGAGUCAGGUGUGCCUCCUCAACUCUGCCUGUCUUCGCCGGCGGCCUCACCGACUGCCAGCCCGCUGGCCGGAAGUCCGCAGUCGGGAUCCUCUGCUGCGACUCCGCAGGUCAUGUCGUUGGCGCAGGCGCUGCGCAUGCCCAUCAAAGGCCAGAGCCCGACGGCUGGCCCACAGACCCAGGAACGGCCCGUGGCUUCCCCACAGCAUCGCCACCGCAGCGUGCGCAAUGUUGGCCUGCCCUCGAAGUCCCUGGAGCCACAAAAGGUCAUGCUGCCGGGGGCCGUGGGCAGCCCACCGGGUCUUGGUGCCACAGCUGCGGCCGCCCUGGCUGCCAUGCGCGCGCUGGGUUCGCCCCCUGGUCUGGAGGUCGAGCCUGAGGCCGUCGAGAAUUUGGAAGAGCCUGCGAGUGGCAUGGAUGCCACGCCAGUGGCAAUCCAUGCCACAGACGCCUCCCCGGCUGCCUCGCCAGAGAGCCGGCUGUCGAUGUCUCCUGUCGCGGGUGGCGAGUCGGACACAGAGGCCCACAAGCUGGGUGAGCGGAACACGGUCUUCUCCAACAGCUUCGAGUUGCACAGGAGCUUGGAGCAGCUUAUCCGUCUGCGAGCAGAGGGUGCCGAGACCAGUUCACACCGUUAA